Molecule: messenger RNA, 1796 nt
Organism: Eucalyptus grandis
Lineage: Eukaryota; Viridiplantae; Streptophyta; Magnoliopsida; Myrtales; Myrtaceae
Product: IAA-amino acid hydrolase ILR1-like 4
Exons: 5
Coding region: 172-1494 (440 amino acids)
Biological process (GO): auxin metabolic process
Cellular component (GO): endoplasmic reticulum
Molecular function (GO): IAA-Ala conjugate hydrolase activity
Source: RefSeq, a predicted model, not a curated record
AACCGGGUCCUAGUUUGGUUUUUGUGCCCGUCGAUGUGUCCGAGGAUGAUGAUUCGAUAAAAGCGCACGGGUCCUUCCGCCGUCGCGUCAUUCGCCUUCCUUUCAGAAACGCUACAGAUUCGAACGCCGAGUAGUUCCAAAGAGUCCAAACUCUCCUCGUGAAAAGCAGCGAUGGAACCCCAUCACUGUUUCAUCUCGUUUCUGGUGGUGGCGGCGGCGGCGCUCGCCCGUGAGACCGUACGGGCUUCAGGAUCCACGUCGGAUACGGGUUCGGAUUUGGAGCUGAGUUCUCUGGGGCGGGAGCUGUUGGCGGCGGCGAGGGAGCCGGAGUUCUUCGGCUGGUUGAGGAGCGUCAGGAGGAGGAUCCACGAGCGCCCGGAACUGGCUUUCCAAGAGCACGAGACGAGUCGGCUCGUCCGGUCGGAGCUGGACGCGCUCGGGAUCGAGUACAAGUGGCCGGUGGCCGAGACCGGGGUCGUGGCGUCGAUCGGGUCAGGCGACCAACCCUGGUUCGCUCUCCGGGCCGACAUGGACGCCCUCCCUGUUCAGGAAUUGGUAGAGUGGGAACAUAAGAGCAAGAACGAUGGCAAAAUGCAUGCUUGUGGUCAUGAUGCUCAUACAACCAUGCUUCUAGGAGCAGCCAGAUUGCUCAGCGGCAAGAAGCAUUCUUUGAAGGGCACGAUCAAACUCGUCUUCCAACCCGGAGAAGAAGGUCGUGCCGGUGCAUACCAUAUGCUACGAGAAGGGGCACUCGAUCAGUUCCAAGCCAUCUUUGGCUUACAUGUUUUGCCACUUAUGGAAACCGGCAGCGUCGGUUCGAGACCUGGUCCAAUGCUAGCAGGGGCUGGUAGAUUCUCAGCCACAAUACAAGGAAAGGGAGGGCAUGCGGCGAACCCACACGUGACUGUCGAUCCCAUUCUCGCCGCUGCAUCUGCAAUUACCGCACUCCAGCAUAUCAUAUCCCGAGAAACAGAUCCUCUUGUGGCCCGGGUGAUCACGGUGGGCUUCAUUGAGGGUGGCCAAGCUUUGAACGUAAUACCAGAGAUCGUCCGGUUUGCAGGAACUUUUAGGAGCAUGACUUCAGAUGGCUUGUAUAGUCUAAAACAGAGGAUCAAAGAGGUAAUAGAGUUGCAGGCAGCCGUGCAUCGGUGCAACGCGACGGUCGACUUCAUGGAAGAAAAAAUGAGGCCUUACCCUGCUACUGUGAAUGAUGAGACAAUGUACGGGCAUGCAAAAGGCGUCAGCGAAGCCCUGCUUGGCGAAUCCCGAGUGCACCUUCUGCCGAUGACCAUGGGAGCAGAAGAUUUCAGCUUCUACUCGGAGAAGAUGAGGACCGCAUUUUUCAUGAUCGGCAUGAAAAACGCAACACUGGGAUCGGAUAAGGCGCUGCACUCCCCAUACUUUUUCCUUGAUGAGGAAGUUCUACCCAUCGGAGCCGCUCUCCACGCAGCGGUCGCUAUAUCGUACUUGGACGGACACACGGGUGGGAUAUGAGCAGAUAUUGUUCGGUAGCUUUGUACAGCUAGUUUUUCAAAAAAGACAGGACCCUUUUCUGUUUCAUUGGAAGCUUGGGGCCAUGUAGAUCUUGCGGACUUGUAGAUAUUGCACGGAUGAAUCUUGAUGCAAUGUAAUUUUAGGAACAAUAUGUUCUAAUUCGGCGUAGGCUACACCUUCUGGAUCAUCGGAUUCUUGGCGGAGAAUUCUGAUGAAAUUAAAAGCUUUGCAAGGCGUGAAAAGGUCUGGUGACGGGCACCCAUUUGGCCCUCUCUGCUCAGUAAAAUCUCAGCUUGAUCAAA